UUAAAUUUAUUCCUCAUUUCUGUAGGAAAAAUACAGUAAUUUUUUUAAUGGAAUCGAGUAAUCGUUAUCAAUUUGAAUUUCAUGAAGAACAUCAGGAACGACCACAAAAACAUUUUUAUCCCCGUCAGGAUCCAAAUGUCACGGCAACAACAAUCGAAACAAAAUAUUACAGUAGAGAAAUACCUCCAAGAAUUUAUUCAAGAAAUGGGGAUAACACAAGACGAAGAUCUAGUAUUUCUUAUAAUGAAUAUGAUAAAUACGAAUCGGACAGACUUAAUACUAAAUAUUGUAUUGAACCAGCUGGAGUAUUGAGAAUUAUAGAAAUUGUGGGUUUUUAA
Molecule: messenger RNA, 338 nt
Organism: Meloidogyne enterolobii
Lineage: Eukaryota; Metazoa; Nematoda; Chromadorea; Rhabditida; Meloidogynidae
Source: the annotation of a GenBank genome assembly